Striga hermonthica is the source of this 2085-nucleotide messenger RNA. The record is from the annotation of a GenBank genome assembly. NCBI's taxonomy places the organism in Eukaryota, Viridiplantae, Streptophyta, Magnoliopsida, Lamiales, Orobanchaceae.
AUGACCAAACCCGACGGCGUCGCGCCAGAGGCGACGUCGGACGGCGGCGCCUCCCCCUCCUGGGGCACCUGGGAGGAGCUCAUCCUCGCCUUCGCCGUCAACCGCCACGGCACCGCCUCCUGGGACUCCGUCGCCUCCGAACUCCAGAAACGGACCUCCGACCCCAACCUCCCCCUCACCGCCCACGACUGCCGGUCCAAGUAUCUCGACCUUAAGCGCCGCUUUCCCGUCGCCCCCAAUCACGUUUCGGACGGCGGCGGCGGAGGAGACGUUAAAUCUGGCGCCGAAGAAUCCGCCGCGCCUCUGCUGGAAGAGCUGAGGAGAUUGAGAGUCGCCGAGCUCCGGCGGGAGGUGGAGCGUUACGAUCUCAACAUCGAGUCGUUGGAGUUGAAGGUGAAGAGGAUGGAGGAGGAGAGAGAGAGGAGCCUCCAGGAGAAAAGCGCGUCGGAUCUGGAGAACAAGGAUAUGGCGAAGCGAGUCGUCGAUCCGGAGGCGGAGCCGGGCGGCAGCGGCAGCGGCGGCGGCGUCGGACCGGCCGUCGGGGAGGAAAUCGACAAGGACCAGUUAUCGGUGAACGAAUCCAACUCCACAGAUCCUGAGGCGGAGAAGCCGAAAACCGGUGAGAAAGCGGCGGAGCCGGCCGCGGAGGGGGAGGGUCUGGAUAAAGCCGGGCAGGUAAGACACGAGCCGGUCGAAGUAAAAACCGAACCGGAUCGAAAAUCGGGAGAGGAGGAGGAGGACUCCUUCAACGGCAGCUCGAACAGCAUAGAGAAAUCCGACCGGCGGGGGAAGAAAAAACCGGUUGGAUUGGUGGCUGAGUCAGGCGGCAGAGAGGAAGCCGCGAAGGAGAGCUCUGAUGUGCAGAGCACGGCGAGCAGAUCGAGGAAGGAGGAGGGAGGUGGUGGUGAUAAGGUGCGGCGCGGGAACACAAGUGGCGAUGAGGGUGAACACGAGGAUCAAUCUCGUGCCGUGAAAGAAUUGUCCGCCCAAUCGCAGCCGUUGAUUGACUUUCUCCAAGUCCUUCGGGCUCACAAGCUCGGCUCCAUGUUCCAGCGCCGGCUCCGUAGCCAGGAAACCUCAAAAUACCAGAAGCUAAUCCUCCAGCACGUCGACCUGGAGACAGUUGAGAAAAGGCUGCGGCAAGGACGCUACUCGGGCUCACGGGCCAAGUUCUUCCGCGACCUCUUACUUCUGGUCAACAAUGCCCUCGUCUUCUUCCCCAACAACUCCCCCGAGUCCAAAGCAGCCCGCGUGAUUCGGGCCCUCGUCUCCAAAGAGAUGUCCAAGUCCAAAUCCGAGUCCUCCUCCGGUAAACAACUCUCUCUCCAGUCCCUGUCCAAGAAAGACAAAUCAGCCGACAACAAUUCGAAUUCGCUGAUGCUGAAACCGAGACUUCCUGGCUCGCUAACCGUGUGCCGCAAACGGAGCUCAAUCUCGUCCAAAGCCUCCGACAAGAAGGGCCAGUCCUCAUCAAGCCCCGCCAAUGAAAAGUUUUCCAAAAAAGCACCCGAGAGCCCAGACGAGCCAAAAAUCACUAAAAAACGGACGAGGGAAAACCGACUCUCUCCCGCAACCACCACAUCCACCACGAAAACAAACGGCAAGAAUAGCACCAACAACAACCACAACAACAAAAACAACAAUAACAAUAAUAAUAACACGACGAAGCAGCAGGAGAAAGGAGGGUCGAGCUCGGAACACAGCAAGAAGACGGCGGCCGAGACGGAGUCGAAAAAACGCGGGGCCGCUAACUUCUUGAGCCGGAUGAAGCAAGGGUCUUCGCCCUCGAAUAACGGUGACCUUCUCGAUGCACUGAAGAACACGCCACUGACCGGAGAGGGGAGCGGCAACAGUGGCGGGCCCACAGAGAAGAAGAAAGGCAUUGAGAAUGCGAAACGUGUGGAGAAGAAAGAGCAAGUCACGAGGAGGAGCACGGCUGAGACGAGGCUGGUGAAGGAGAAAGGGAGUCCCGUGAAGAAUGUCGGUCGGCCGCCAAAAAGGGCUGCACCGCCGGCUAGGAAGAGGGGUAGGGAGAGGAGUGAGAACGAGACUCCGCCGGCGAAGAAGAGAACGAGGAAGUUGUAG